ACUAACUCUGAAUCUCCUACACCUUCGUCCUUUGGCCCCAUGAGAAGCAUACCAUGUGAUGACCAAGUUGGUGGGUUUGAUUGGAUGGUCCUUGUGGCAGCCAUUCUAUGUGCCUUGGUGUGUGCUCUUGGCCUCAACACGAUGCUGCAAUGUGUAUUCCAAUGUGCUUCUCGUGUUCUGACGCAACCUCGCCAAUGGAUGGCUUCUCGCAGGCUGAAUUCUGGUCUGAAGAGGAAGGAAAUGGUGGGUUUGCCAACCUCAACCUUCACAAACUCUCCCUCUCCAUCUUCACCUUCUACCUGUGUCAUUUGCUUGGCUGAGUUCUCUGAUGGAGACCCUAUAAGAAGGUGAUGAGUGUUCAGUGGAGCAAGCGUUGGAAGACGAUGGUCCUGCAGCUUAGUUAAGAUCGUUCGGUCAUUAGACUGAGC
This is a messenger RNA of Vigna angularis (adzuki bean), 428 nucleotides long. RefSeq names its product RING-H2 finger protein ATL74. The coding region runs from base 40 to 351 and encodes 103 amino acids. The record is from RefSeq and is a predicted model, not a curated record. Gene Ontology annotation, biological process: protein ubiquitination. The transcript has 2 exons. Gene Ontology annotation, molecular function: transferase activity. Lineage: Eukaryota; Viridiplantae; Streptophyta; Magnoliopsida; Fabales; Fabaceae.